AAAGCGAUGGCGAAUGUUUUCGUCGGCAACCAAGAGUGAAAUUAUUUUCUCUUAAAAGGGACAAAAAUUUAAAAAAUCAAUAACAUUGCCAUCUAUUUACCCAACACUCUCAUAAAAUGUCAGGAAGUAGUGAUAAAUGGUUGGAUGCCUAUCAUGACCCUGUGGCUUCUCUGUACACCUUUACACAAUGUCUCACAUUGUCUGACAUUCAUGCAGAUGGAGACUGGAAACUUAUUGUUGCUGAUUUGGGCACUGGGAGUUAUGACAUGAAACUUAAAGUAUACAAAAACACAACAUUAAUGAGUGAGCAUACAAUAAUUGAUUUGCCUACUGGAGUUGUCACUUUCUAUAUGGAUACUCUAACACCACGAACUCCAGCUAUUGCUGUUGCCUCUGGUCCAUAUAUUUAUGUGUACAAGAAUCUACGCCCAUAUUUUAAGUUUACUCUUCCUCCACUUGAAAUUCAUCCAGUUGAAGAAGAUUUGUGGAAUCAAGCAAAAGAGGACCAAGUUAAUAUUCAUCAAAUGCGAGAAAUUCUUGAAACUUUGAGACAAGAUGGAGGCUCAUUGACUGUCAGAUCAUUGAAACUACUGCAGUUGGAUAUCAAUAAUGUUUAUGAUUUUGUCAACCUUCACAAAAAUACACCCUUAAAGAAGCAGACUGUGCUGACAUGCCUUGCUACUAUGAAAAAGUCAUUAGCAGAUGAUGAUGCAAUUAGCUGUUUGGUGCUUGGAACAGAGAGUAAAUCAAUUUACAUAUUAGAUCCAGAAGCAUUUUCUAUUUUGGCUACAAUAAAUUUACCAAGUGUUCCAGUAUUUUUAAGUGUCAAUGGCCUCUUUGAUGUAGAUUACCGAAUUGUUGUUUCAUGUAGGAAUGGUUGUGUUUAUACUGUUAAAAGAGGAAACACAGAUGUGAGCAGGAACCUGAUUGAACUGAACUCACAACCAGUGGGGAUGGAGAGGAUUGGGAAAAACAUUUAUGUAGGUUGUAUGGAUGAGACUUUACACUGCUUCACGUCAAAGGGUAAAAAACUAUGGACAGUUCGUUUGCCAGCCAGCAUAACUACAAUUGAAGCAAUGGACUUCAAAGCUAGAAGUUUUACUGCUGUUUUAGUUGCACUUAGCAAUCAAGAAGUUCAUAUUUAUAAGGAGAAAUACCUCGUUGAUAUUUUGAAAAUGGAUGAUGUAGUUACAGGAAUGCGUUUUGGAAGAUUUGGAAGGGAAGAUGGAACAUUAAUAAUGUCGGCUAAACGUGGAGGCUUGUAUGUCAAAAUAUUAAAAAGAACAGCAAAAUUUGAAGAAAAAGAUUUGACGGCUGGUCCACCUAUUGCACAGAACAUCAAGUUAAAUGUUCCCAAGAAAACCAAGCUGUUUGUGGAUCAAACCCAGAGAGAAAGAGAGAAUGGCAUUGCCAUGCACAGAACAUUUCAGCGAGAUCUUUCUUUGCUGCGCUUAAAAGUAAUGAGAGAGUAUGUCAAAGUGCUAGACAGCAGCAUGAAUCCCAUUUCUUCUGACCCCAUGGAGCCGCUCAAGCUCACAGCUAAUGUUCAGGGUAUUGGCCCAACCUUUAAGUUCACUGUUAAGUUGCAGAACACGUCGCUGUCGCAAGCUUCAUCCAAUCUUCUCAUUUCAUUUGAUUAUGAUGACUCCUUGUACAAUUUUCAUAAAAAAUUAAUUCAGGUCCCCAUGUUGGUACCAGGAUUAACCUAUGAUUUUGAAACAUUUGUGGAAUGUCUUAAUGACAAAGGAAUCACAGACAGUGUAAAGGUUUAUGUACUUAAAAAUGGAAAGUCUGUUCCUCUCAUAACUGGGGUUGUCAGCAUGCCACCAAGUGAAAGUGUUAUUGUUGUGUAGCUGAUAAUCAGGUGUGUGAUGUGACCAUAACAAAAUUUGACUUCAAUCCUCUACCAGCAGCUCAUCAAACCUUUUAACAUUCAACCAUCAUGGCUACAGUACCUGAAUAAGUCAAUUAUGUUACACAUUUUAUUUUAAUAAAUUGAUAUUUAUGAUGAGAACUUGAUAGAAAUCACCAUGUUUUUCUGUCAUCAAUAUUGCUGGUAUAAUGCCAUUUAAAUAAAGGUUUAUGUGUUGUGCAGGUGAAUAGUUGAAGAUGGUUAAGCACAACAGCUAAAUUUUGUAAACAAAGUUGCUUGGAAAUUUCAGUGUUUUAAAAACCACUUUUUAUUUUAUUUUGUAUGUUCAAUGUUAGAUCUUAGUUUGAUUUGUUUGAAUUUAUAUUCAUAAAAUUCUCUUUUUAUAUUUUGUCAAUACUUUUUUGUUAAAAUAUUGAUUGGUGUUUAGAGAGUACAUGAAAUAUUUAGAUUGAUGUUUUGAAUUAAUCUAAACCUACUGUGAUAAAAACUGAAUAAAGUUGUUAGUGUAAAAUUUGUUUAAAAUUUUCAUAUGGAAUGUACAACUUGAAUGUCUUUAAAUUAUUUUGUGCACCUGUGCUACAAAUCAAUGAUUCUCAAAAUAAAUUUAAGUUUAAAAAGC
Physella acuta is the source of this 2492-nucleotide messenger RNA. RefSeq names its product Bardet-Biedl syndrome 1 protein homolog. Gene Ontology annotation, cellular component: centrosome; BBSome; axoneme. The record is from RefSeq and is a predicted model, not a curated record. Gene Ontology annotation, molecular function: patched binding; smoothened binding. Gene Ontology annotation, biological process: non-motile cilium assembly; protein localization to cilium. NCBI's taxonomy places the organism in Eukaryota, Metazoa, Mollusca, Gastropoda, Physidae.